CUCAGGACCUCUGGAAGAGCAGUCAGUGCUCCUAACUGCUAAGCCAUCUCUCCAGCCCUGGGACCCUGUCUUGAAGGAGGGGCACUUGCUGUGUUAACUUAGCUGGUAACAUGUUUAGGGACCCAGGUUCAGUCUCUAGAACCUAUACACAGAGCUGAGCUCAGUGGUGAGGAGGUGGGGAGCAGGUACAGGCAGACACUGGAAGCUGGUGGAAGAAUGGACUGCAGAGAUGCCACAGAGCACUUGCUGGCCUGGAAGAGGAUCUGAGUUUUGUGUCGUAUCUGUGGCCACCUGUAGCUUAGCACGGGUGUCUUGACACCCUAGGUUCUGUAUCCAGGAGGAAACUCGGUCUCUGUAGUCUGUCCUCUAUCAUGCAUUGGAGGUGGAGGAGAAAGAGAUGGACACCCCAGACUCAGCCUCAAGGGUCUUCUGUGGCCGCUUCCUCAGCAUGGUGAACACUGAUGAUGUCAAUGCCAUAAUCCUGGCCCAGAAGAACAUGCUGGACCGCUUCGAGAAAACCAACGAGAUGCUUCUGAACUUCAACAAUCUUUCCAGCGUGCGGCUGCAACAGAUGAGUGAGCGCUUCAUGCACCAUACCCGCACCUUGGUGGACAUGAAACGGGAUCUGGACAGCAUUUUCCGAAGGAUCAGGACACUGAAGGGGAAGCUGGCCCGGCAGCACCCAGAGGCCUUCAGCCACAUCCCAGAGGGUUCAUUCCUAGAGGAUGAAGAUGAAGACCCUAUCCCACCCAGUAUCACCACAACCAUCGCCACCUCGGAGCAGAGCACGGGCUCCUGUGACACCAGCCCUGACACGGUCUCGCCAUCCCUAAGUCCUGGCUUUGAGGACCUAUCACACAUUCGACCUGGCUCUCCUGCAAUCAACGGCCACAGACAGACAGAUGAUGAGGAAGAGACACAUGAAGAAUAGCCUCCCUCCCACCAUCCCAGAAAGGCUCGGGGCAGCCGUGGUCCUCCUAGGGUCACAAUCGGUCUGCUUGGCUGCUCCAUUCUUUCAUAGGCAGGGUUCCUAAUUCCUGCCACUCCCCCUAAGAGCAGGACUUCCCUAUGCCAGCUCAUGUGCCCCAGGUGCAGCUGAGUACAGGUAACCUUGAGCUCAGCUUGGGCCAGCUUUGAACAGUGCUUCUGAGGUCCCCAGAGACCAAAGCCAGAUCGUCUGUCCCCCACAUCUUGGGUGGGCACAGGAGGGCCGAGCUUGUUUCUACCCACUGGCAGCUGCUGACUCAACUCUGGGCUCCCUGCCAUCUGUGGAGUACUUUUUUCCUGUUGUGUUGAAUACUGGAGAAAUAGAAGGUUCAAGAUAGAGGCAGACCUGACUGUGGGGAACUGUGUUUCUUGAGGGUCCAUCGGGCAUCUCCAGGAGCUGGCCAGUUAUCUUAGAAAACAACUGAAUGGAAUAUUUUUGUACCUGAUGUUUACAGAUGUUGGGAAGUUAUCAAUAAAGACAGUUGUUAAAAGGGA
Molecule: messenger RNA, 1482 nt
Organism: Mus caroli (Ryukyu mouse)
Lineage: Eukaryota; Metazoa; Chordata; Mammalia; Rodentia; Muridae
Gene: Kxd1
Product: KxDL motif containing 1
Biological process (GO): lysosome localization
Cellular component (GO): BORC complex
Source: RefSeq, a predicted model, not a curated record